GAAGACACACGGAGAACGACAGUCGGGCAUGAAGACGCAGCUUUGGAGAGGAAAAAAAAAGUUGCAUUUUUAGCAAGCAGAACUCGACCACCAGACAUAAGUUCUCAAGAUGUUAUUCCACAUAGUUAUGUUGGCAUUUUUAGCUCUGAGCGUCAGACCCGGAGAGGCUUUUCCCAAUUACAAAGAUGAUUACAUGGACGAGGACUUGGCCACCUUUGACUAUUAUAAAGGCACGGAGGAUGAUGAGUUUGAGGAGGGCAACAGGACGCGGGAGUGUGAGGAGUGUGUGCCGGAGCUCUGUCCGCCCGCGCUGGGCUGUAGAGCCGGGCUGGUGAUGGAUGUUUGCGGCUGCUGCUCUCAGUGCGCAAACCUGGAGGGCCAGACGUGUGAUCCCGGCCAGAGAAGCGUCUAUUAUGGGCUGUGUGGAGAGGACAUGGAGUGCAGACCGGACAGGUCGGAUGUGGAGGAGCCUGAAGCUCAGUGUGUGUGUUUGUCUCAGGAUCCUCUGUGUGGAUCAGACGGACAGACUUACAUGAAUGUCUGCAAGUAUAAAGAAGCGGCUUAUUUAAAGCCUGGACUUAAUGUGAGCGACGGGCCGUGCAGGACAGAGCCCAUCAUCAAAGUGGCGCCGCAUAAUCUGGUUAAUGUCACAGGCAGCAGUAUAGCGUUUCUCUGCGAGGUGUUUGCAUUUCCUAUGGCGCUCGUGGAGUGGAGGAAAGAGGGGAAAGAGGUUAUUCUACCUGGUGAUGACCCCCACAUAUCUGUACAGUCACGAGGUGGUCCUCAGAAGUAUGAACUUUCCAGUUGGCUGCAGAUCGAAGAGGCUGGUCAAACAGAUUCUGGCACAUACAAGUGCAUCGCUCGAAAUGAGCUUGGCCACGUCUCGGCCACAGCAAUUUUAGGAGUCCUGCCACCAGAUGAGAUGUCUGCCUAUUUGAAGAAAAACAUAAACAAAAUGAUGGCCUAUGACCAACAAGACUAUGACAGAGAUUAUUACUAAACUUUCUGAAGACGCUCCUUAAAAUCAAUGUUUUUUUUUCACUCAUAGACAUUAAAUUUGACAUGAAGACACUCAGGCAUGACUGUUAAAAAGCAUAUAAAAAACCCUCCCCCUGAGCUUUGCUACAUCUGGAUGAUCAAACAUGGAGGCGUCGGGGAAGAAGCUUAAAUAAAUUCCCAAUGGCACAGGGCUCUGAAGCGUAUGAAAAACACACAAAGAGACGAGAGAGGGAGUGUGGAGCUGUUAGAAGCUGUGCGAUUCAGUACAGAGAGCUGCUACUGCAGCUGAAUGUCUCUUUUGUUUCACCAAUGUAUUUCUUCAGAGAGACAAGCUGAAUAACAAAACAUGAAGAACUGUGGAGGAUAGCUGUUUGAAUAUGACAAAUAUGUAUUUUUGAUAAUCUCUUUUCAUAUUAUAAGUGCAGUUUUGAAUAAACAGAAUUUUCAUUUG
This is a messenger RNA of Danio rerio (zebrafish), 1450 nucleotides long. RefSeq names its product Kazal-type serine peptidase inhibitor domain 3 (gene kazald3). The record is from RefSeq and is marked provisional. Gene Ontology annotation, biological process: signal transduction; regulation of cell growth. Gene Ontology annotation, cellular component: extracellular region; extracellular matrix. Gene Ontology annotation, molecular function: serine-type endopeptidase inhibitor activity; insulin-like growth factor binding. Lineage: Eukaryota; Metazoa; Chordata; Actinopteri; Cypriniformes; Danionidae.